GGCUGCGGCAGCAGCGUCUCACGUAGCUAAGAUGGCCGCCGCUCUUGAGCGGGUGGCGGCGGCGGUAGUUGGAAUGGGACUGGCGUUACGGAGGGAUCGCUGAAGAAGCUGAGAAUUGCCGGUGUCCCUUAGCGGUGUGCGUUGGGCUGCGGCUGGAGACAGACGCACCAUGCGGCGGAGCUAGAACCGGAGGUUUCCACCGCGAGUAAUGAUGUUACCUGAGACCAAUUUUUCCAUAUGGGGAUGGGGAAGCCUUGUUGUUCUGCUUUUUCUAAUUACAUUUGGACCAUUUGCCAUAUUUUAUUUUGCAUUUUAUAUCUUCUGCUCUUUGGGUGGGGGCUUUGUGGUAACACUUUUGUUUGGAAAAACUAAUUCAGAGAAGUACCUUGGACAGUGUGAAGACUCCUUUCUUCCUCCAACCUCAUUUGGCAUUAAUAAGUGCAUAGAAGAAAUGAAAGAGGAAAGCAAACCUAUUAAGAUUGAUAGGAGGUUAACCGGUGCCUAUAUAAUUGAUGAACCUCUGCAGCAAAUCAUUCAGUUUUCCUUGCGUGACUAUGUCCAGUAUUGGUAUUAUACACUAAGUGAUGAUGAAUCUUUUCUUCUUGAAAUCAGGCAGACUCUCCAAAAUGCACUAAUUCAGUUUUCUUCUCGGACAAAAGAAAUAGAUUGGCAGCCUUAUUUUACUACUCGAAUUGUAGAUGAUUUUACUACUCAUCUGAGAGUAUUCAGAAAAGCUCAGCAAAGAAUAUGUGAAAGAGAUGAUCAGAUUAAAGAUGGAGCAGAAGAUCUUGUAGAUACAUUUUUUGAAGUUGAAGUUGAAAUGGAAGAGACCAUCUGUCGUGAUCUAGUCUGCACAUCUCCCAAAGAUGAAGAAGGAUUCCUAAGGGAUCUGUGUGAAGUUUUACUGUAUUUAUUGCUACCUCCCGGGGACUUCCAGAACAAGAUCAUGAGAUAUUUUGUCAGGGAAAUCCUUUCUCAAGGAAUUCUUCUUCCAUUAAUAAAUCAGCUCAGUGAUCCUGAUUAUAUUAAUCAGCAUUUCAUAUGUAUGAUUCGUGAUUCAAUUUGCAAUUAUGAGGCCUUUAUGAACAUAGUUAAAGUAAGUGAUAAAGUAGGAGAGUUAGAAGCAGUAAGAGAUAAAGCCACAGAAGAACUGCAGUAUCUUCGUUCCUUGGAUACAGCUGGAGAUGAUAUUAAUCAUAUUAAAAAUCAGAUAAAUAGCUUACUCUUUGUUAAGAAAGUAUGUGAUUCAAGAAUACUAAGGCUACAGUCAGGAAAAGAAAUAGAUACUGUGAAACUGGCUGCAAAUUUUGGAAAACUUUGCACAGUCCCUCUGGACAACAUUCUAGUAAACAAUAUUGCACUACAGUUUUUUAUGGAUUACAUGCAGCAGAUGGGAGGCCAAGCACAUCUUUUUUUCUGGAUAACAGUAGAAGGAUACAGGGUUACAGCUCAGAAACAGCUAGAAGUAUUGCUGAACCAUCAGAAGGAUGGAAUGCAUCAAACAACACAAACCAAAGGUCUGUUAAGAACAGCUGCAGUUGGAAUAUAUGAACAGUAUUUAUCAGAAAAGGCUUCUCCAAGAAUUAAUAUUGAUGAUACACUGGUAGCAAAGCUGGAAGAAAAAUUGAAUAAUGAGGACCCAACUCCUGAAAUUUUUGAUCAGAUUCAAAGAAAGGUAUAUGAAUUGAUGCUGCAGGACGAAAGAUUCUAUCCUUCAUUCAAACAGCAUGCACUUUAUGUACGAAUGCUUGCUGAGCUAGAUAUGCUAAAGGAUCCUAGUUUCAGAGGAUCAGAUGAUGGUGAAGGAGAAUCAUUUAAUGGAUCUCCUACAGGCAGCAUUAAUUUGUCACUGGAUGAUCUUUCAAAUGUGACUGCUGAUGAGUCGAUACAGCUACAUGCAUGCAUUUCAGAUACUGUCUGUGCUGAUUAUAAUCCAUAUACUAUGGCAGGAGUUUGUAAUGACCAUGGAAGGACAUAUGCAUUAUAUACUAUAACUGUUCAACGUCGAACUGCGAAUACUAAUGAUGAGUGGAAAACAUAUCGCCGCUACAGUGAUUUUCAUGACUUCCAUAUGAGAAUCACUGAACAGUUUGAAAACCUAGGAAAUUUAUUGAAGCUUCCUGGUAAAAAAACAUUCAACAAUAUGGAUAGAGAUUUUUUAGAAAAAAGGAAGAAAGAUUUAAAUUCAUACUUACAGCUUUUGUUAACACCCGAAGUGAUGAAAGCUUAUCCGGCUUUAGCACACUAUGUGUAUGAUUUCUUGGAAAACAAGGCAUACAAUAAAGAGAAGGGGGAUUUUGCUCGGAAGGUGGACACAUUUGUAAAUCCACUGCGUAACUCUAUGAGAAAUGUUUCAAAUGCUGUCAAGUCCAUCCCUGACAGCUUCACAGAGGGGAUGACAAAAAUGUCAGACAACAUGGGCAAAAUAUCAGAAAGAUUGGGACAAGAUAUAAAGCAAUCAUUUUUCAAGGAGCCUCCUUUAAUGCAGAAGACAUAUGUUGAUCCUAAACACUGUAGGGUUUCAGCACACCUAGAUGAUAAUGUAGAAGACAAUGUACCUCUUAAAAUAAUGCUGCUACUCAUGGAUGAAAUAUUCGAUCUGAAGGAGAGAAAUCAGUGGCUACGACGGAAUAUCAAAAAUCUGCUUCAGCAGCUUAUUAGAGCAAUGCAUGGAUAUACAAUAAAUAAAAAAAUAGUUGAUCAUGUUGAUUGGAUGACAUCUCCUGAGCAAGUAGCAGAUGCAGUUAAACGGUUUAGAGAUGCCUUUUGGCCAAAUGGCAUUUUAGCUGAAACUGUUCCCCACAGAGAUAAUGCAAUCAGAAUGCGAACACGAAUUGCUGCAAAAACAAAACUGCUGGGAGUAAUGCCUGAUGAGUUGAAGCAUAUCCUUGGUGCUGAGACAACAAGAAAAGGCAUUCUCCGAGUCUUUGAAAUGUUCCAGCAUACUCAACUAAAUAAGAGAAUGGUAUAUGUUUUUCUGGAGGGCUUCUUGGAAACCUUAUUUUCAGAGUACGGAUUCCACGAUCUCUUCAAAAACUUGCAUUCACGUUCAAAGCAAAUGCAGAUAUAUAAACAUAAACUACAAUCUACACAAUCAUCUUAUUUACAGAAAAGGUGACACUUCCUACUAUAAAAUUGGUGUCCAUUUGCCCCAAGACCUGGGCAUAUUCUCUGGGGCUUGAAACUCAUGUUGUUAUUCUCACACCAAUCUUUUAGAAUCUUAUAUUAGAUCAUUAAUACAUACAUAAGAAAUGUGGUUCUUCUCAUUUUUCAUCACUAUUGCAACCAUUAUCAUGAACUGGAUUCAUGUGUUUUAAAUGAUUCGUGUAUCUUUGUGUAACAUUGAGAAGAAUACUAGUCUGUUGUGAGAAUCUCUGUCUUUUCCGAAUCUUAUAGAUUGUGAUUGCCAACAAUGAAAAAUGCUAUAUUGGGUCCAUUAAUUAAAGUAAAGCUCAACUUCUAGGGUAGAAAUAGAGGACUUGACUACUUUGCUUGGAACUAGGAGAUUGUGCAAUGUGAGAAUCAGGUGUGAGUUGUUUUGUAUUAUGAGUACCUCCUAGCUCUGCAGAAGUUGGACUGGCAUGAUGAGAAGUCUAGUGGACAAGUGGUUAUAAAAAAAAUCUCUGCUCUCAAAUUAUAUUUCCAAAUAAAUUAAAUAUCUGGAAAACUUUUAUGAACUUAUUAAGAAAGACUUUGUUCACAUUUUACUAUUCAAUGGAAUAGGGUAGAAAUAAAAAAAGAAAUAAACAUAGGUUUAAGGGUCUUGAUACAUUCUUCAAUUUAGUCUUUCAAGGCUACAUAUAACUUUUAAAAGACAAGGCUCAAAACAAUAUUUAAAAUUAAAUCAAGUUAGUACAUUUAUUUCCUUGUUAAUAAUCUGGGAGAUUGGAAGAGAGGCAAAUAAAAGCACUAUGUUCUUGACAUUAAGAGUUUCUUUGAAAAAAAUUGCCCUAUUUGACCUUAAAGAAAUCACUCUGAUACAUUCACUUCAGCUGAUAAAUUACUAAAAUGAAUUGUUACUAAUAUGAAAGUCUUAUGAACUUUCCUAAACAGUCAUCUGCAAACAAUAGCAACUUCCUGAAUAUACCAUAGUGUAUAUAUGAUUAUCAUAGCUUUUAAUAUUUUUUGCAUAAUAUAAAUUUCAAUAAAUCUUUUCUACAUGGAAUACCUCAUCUGUUUUCUUUACUUCCACCACAAUGUCUAAUUAUGAAUGAAGUAAUAAUUAUUUGGACUUGAAUUUACAUCUUUUUUUGUUAUUUUUCUUCAAGAAUCCCCGAGACUACCAAGGAAAUACAGUUUAUUUGUUUCAACUUCAAAUAAUAUAUUAUGUAGUCUAUUUGAAAAGUAGUUUAAAUCCCUAAUAGCCAAACUAUAAUAUCCUUUACUACUCUGAUAUUAAACAUUUUCAUUAAAAAUAUUUGGUUUUCAUUAACAUGAUUUCUUUUGAAGACAUGUUUGACUUUUGAGUGUAAAUACUACUGUAUUUGCAGAGAUCUUGUAACUGAAGUUGCUAUUUACAUUCAGGAGAAAAUAAUAUGCAACUUCAAAAUAAAUGAAAGGUGAAAGGAGCAGCAUUGCUUCAACAAUUUGAAGCUUGCUUAGUACUGGUCAAACUGAAAAAAAAUACAUGUUCAUUGUAAGAAGCAUGUGCUCAAUUGCAAUUGUGGCUUUUUAAAAAAAAAAUUAUUACAGAUUUGUAUACUAUAUGUGUAAUACCUUUUAGUGAUAGCAGGACAGUUUAAGAUAAAAUACAUGAAAUAUUGUUUCCCUGUCUAUCAUGCCCCAUCUUUCUAAAUAUAAAUGACAAUUGACCUUAAAAGUUUUCAUACAAAUAUUCUUUUAUACAUUUCUGAUUCUUGAUUGUCUCUUUUUCCCAUUUCUUAAUGAAAAGAUAAAAAUAGUUUGGCUAUACAAAUUAUAAUGAGAUUUAGAUAUAUAAAUGUUUCUAUUUUUUAAAAAAAUCAAAAUUAUUUUACAUAGAAAAAUAGGACAUCAGUACUGCUAUGGUUAAACUUGGUCCUAGCAUUCUGGUGCUCUUUGCAUUUUAAAUGAAAGAAUAUUGGGUCCUUUGAAUUGCUCCUGCAGUUUAAACCUGCAUCCUCUCAACAGGUCUAUUUGACCUCUUAAUGUCCUUGUGUUCCAGGCAGUUGAUUUUUAAAGUGGUAUGCAGCCAGAAUCUACAUAGACCAUCAGACAAAGGAAACCCAGUGGGAAACAAAUUAGAACUUGCCUUCGAUUUCUUACUUGAAUUAAUUAACUUGAAUUAAUCCUUGUAGAUUACCCAGAUCUAAAAUGCAAAUGGACAAAUCGCAGUCAGGAAAAUAGAAUAUAUCUCUUAUCCAUGAAUAUCAUUUCUAGAUUUUAGGUUUAUUUUCAGUAGUUGAUUUUAGAAAUUUAUUUCAUAAAACAUUUGCAUUAAGGAAACAUAAUAUGCCUUUUAUGUUAAUAGUCACUAUACUAUAGCAUUUUGUCAUCUGUAUUUAGUUUCAAAAUGAGCCCACGGGGAGGAAGCAUGUUGUAUACAUUGCCCUAAUAAAUUAUUAUGGUACAUUGACAUUACAUGAACUGUAGCCCAUCAUUGUAUACCACACAAUUUAGGUUAUUGCUGCACAUAAUUAUCCACAUACAUCCCAGCCUGAGAAUGAUAUGACUAGCCUCUGAAAAUAAAUGUGCCAUUGUCCAACAAAUAUACUUAUUUAGCCUUAAUUUAAGAAAAUGGAUGGUAAGGUUCAAUAUUUCAUAUAGUUCAUCCUCAAGCUUCUGCCUCUGGUGUUGCUACAAAUAAACAAUUUUAAUACUAUCAGAAAGUGUAAUAAUUUUAAAAAAUAAAAUAUGAACUCCGCUCUCAAUUCUAACUUCAGUGCAAUAUUUUCAUGUAAUGCAUGUGUAUUUGAAUAAUUGUAAAAACAUUUUUAAGGUUUUGAGAACAAGGGUAAACUAUAUUAACUAACAAUGUAUAAUAUUCAGUUAUUGCUGCUGUGUUGGCUUAUCUAAGGACUUGUUUUAAAAGUCUGGUUUGUCACUUUGAAAAUCUUUUCUAUGCUCAAAAGAGCAUAGAUUUUUCAAGGAGCAAAAUCUAAAGAGCACAUCAACCUGUAGAAGAUAUAUAAGUGACAUGUGCAUAAAAUUGUAUAGUAUGUGUCAAUUGCGUGCCUAAUGAUUCUAUCAAUAUGCUUUUCUUUAACAAAGAAUGGGGAAAAAUGAAAUGUCAUAGUCUCUCUUGUUCUGAACAGCUGAAAACUCUAAUUUUUUAUUUGGAGUUCCCAUUAUGUUUGUCCAAUGAAUGAGCUUGGAAAAAGUACACUAAUAAAACA
This is a messenger RNA of Protobothrops mucrosquamatus (brown spotted pit viper), 6314 nucleotides long. RefSeq names its product sorting nexin 13 (gene SNX13). The record is from RefSeq and is a predicted model, not a curated record. The transcript has 26 exons. The coding region runs from base 209 to 3118 and encodes 969 amino acids. Gene Ontology annotation, biological process: positive regulation of GTPase activity. NCBI's taxonomy places the organism in Eukaryota, Metazoa, Chordata, Lepidosauria, Squamata, Viperidae. Gene Ontology annotation, molecular function: phosphatidylinositol binding. Gene Ontology annotation, cellular component: early endosome.